UCCGCUACCAGUGGCCCCCUGCCAUAUUUAUUCAUGCCGGGCAAGAUGGCGGCGAUACGGACGAUGUGUUAUUGCCAGUGGACAUAAACAGGCAUUUUAUUCAAAAUUCAAAACCGAGUCAGAUACAUUCACACACUCGACCGUAUCGUGUGUUUAGUGACAGCGCGGCGAGCGUCGACGUCUUUUUUAAUUCACGCGUUUCUACGUUUUUUUCUCACAAAAUGUUCACGUUGUAGCUCGCUCGCUAACCGACCAGCUGGCUAACAGAGAGCAGUUACUAGCUAGCUAUCUAUCACAGCCAAGCCGCCGUGAAGUGGAUAAUGGGAGAAAAGCUGGAGCUAAAGCUCAAAUCGCCGGUUGGAGCAGAACCUGCUGGCUACCCGUGGCCGUUACCAGUAUACGAUAAACACCAUGAUGCUGCUCAUGAAAUCAUCGAGACCAUUCGGUGGGUGUGUGAGGAGAUCCCUGACCUCAAACUGGCCAUGGAAAACUAUGUACUCAUUGACUACGACACCAAGAGCUUCGAGAGUAUGCAGAGACUUUGUGACAAGUACAACAGGGCCAUCGACAGCAUUCACCAGCUGUGGAAGGGGACCACCCAGCCCAUGAAGCUAAACAAGCGUCCUUCCAACGGGCUGCUGAGACACAUCCUACAGCAGGUGUACAACCACUCAGUGACCGACCCGGAGAAGCUGAACAACUAUGAGCCCUUUUCCCCCGAGGUGUACGGAGAGACCUCUUUCGACCUGGUGGCUCAGAUCAUUGAUGAGAUGGAAAUGAUGGAAGAUGACACCUUUGUUGACCUUGGCAGUGGAGUGGGGCAGGUAGUGCUGCAGGUUGCAGCAGCAACCAACUGUAAACACUACUACGGUGUAGAGAAAGCAGACAUUCCAGCUACCUAUGCAGAGUCCAUGGAUAAAGAGUUUAAAAAGUGGAUGAAAUGGUAUGGGAAGAAACAUGGGGAGUACACACUGGAGAGGGGGGACUUUCUGUCUGAAGAAUGGAAGGAAAGGAUCGCCAACACAAGUAUUAUUUUUGUGAAUAACUUUGCCUUUGGUCCAGAGGUAGAUCACCAGCUGAAGGAGCGCUUUGCUAACAUGAAGGAAGGUGGAAAAAUUGUAUCCUCCAAACCUUUUGCACCUUUAAAUUUUAGAAUAAACAGUCGAAACUUGAGCGAUAUUGGCACAAUAAUGCGUGUGGUGGAGCUUUCUCCACUGAGGGGCUCCGUGUCCUGGACUGGAAAGCCGGUGUCCUACUACCUGCAUACCAUAGAUCGCACUAUACUUGAAAACUAUUUUGCUAGUCUCAAAAAUCCUAAACUCAGGGAGGAACAAGAGGCAGCUAGGCGACGUCAGCAGAAGGAUACGAAGGACAGUAAAAGCAAUAGCACCACGCCCACAAAACCGAAAGAACAAAACAAGCAGGACUCCUGCAGUGAGGAAGAGCGUCCUACCUUGGUGACAGUGGUCAAGCCCUCUGCCAAACCCCGAAGAGCUCGGCUCUUGCCCAAAGCUCGCAAGCUGAACAACAAGAAGCGUGGUCGACCCAAGAAGGCCGCCCCGGCUGCUGAGAAGAAAAACAAGAAGAAUCAGAGCGCGUUGGAUCUGUUGCACGCCAAGACCCUUUCUGCAGCACCCCCUCAGGAUGCAUACCGGCCACCUCCCUUCUACCAGCUACCUCCCAAGGUCCAGCACUAUUCCUCUAGUCAACUGCUUCUGAGCCCGACUCCUCCUGGUCUGCAGCAACUGCUAGAUAACAUCAAAGUUCAAUACCUCCAGUUUAUGUCCUACAUGAAGACCCCUCAGUACCGCUCCAACCUGCAGCAGCUUCUAGAACAGGAGAAGCAAAAACACAGGGACCUGUCAGGGCAGGCGGAGCAGCUCCACUCUGUUUGUCAGACUCACAAGGACAAGAUCAAAGGUCUCUUUCAGACCAAACUAGAUGAGCUGGGAGUGAAAGCCUUGACUGUGGAGGACCUGCUGCAGGCCCAGAAGGAGAUAUCAGCCCACAAUCGUCAGCUGAAAGAGCAGACGAAGCAGCUUGAGAGAGAUAUGGCCUUGCUGAGAGACCACAGUCUGCUACUGCUGAAGUCUCGAUGUGAGGAGCUGAAGCUUGAUUGGGGCUCUUUGUGUCUGGAGAGUUUGCUGAAGGAGAAGCAGGCACUGCGCAGACAGAUCUCUGAGAAACAGAGACACUGCUUGGAACUGCAGAUCAGCAUUGUGGAGCUGGAGAAAAGGCAAAAGCAGCAGGAGCUGUUCCACCUGAAAUACAGCCCCUGCGACGGCUCCCCAUACAGAAAGAGCCUGGAAUCACGCUCUUCCAAUGACAUGGACUCCUCUAAGCUCGGGCUGUCCUCGGCCCCAGCCCUCAAUGGUGUCAGCCCAGAGCUGUCCAUGAAUGGCACCAGCUCACCGUGUUUAGACCGGGCCAACUCCAAGGGGGAGCUCCUUUCUCGCUACCUGCCCAUCUCUCCAGACCACGAGAUUGUGCCCACCAUCCCUGAUGCCAGGCAGAGGCAGCAAGGUUCCUCCCACGCUCUUCCUGAUUACACACGCUUCUCCCCUGCCAAGAUUGCCUUGCGGAGGCACCUUAACCAGGACCCCACUGCUUCUGCUCACUUGAGAGGCCCAGGGCUGAACACACACAGGGAUUUGGGUGGCAUUAACUCUCCGCUUGGAGCCAAACUGAACUGCCCCUCUCCCAAUGCAUCUGAUGCCCAGAAUAAAGGCUUCGAGAGGGGUGGUAAGGAGAGGAGCCCAUCUGUUCAGGGUGACAACAGCAUUACGAGCCUUCCAAUAAGUAUCCCUCUCAGCACUGUACACCCAAGUAAACUACCAGUCAGCAUCCCACUGGCCAGCGUGGUGCUGCCUAGUCGUGCUGAGAGACUGAGAAGUACUCCGAGUCCUGUGUCUCAGGCAGGUCAGACAAAUGGAUAUUCAUCCAGCUCAGGGCUGAUGAAUGGCGGUCCCCAUCCUGAGGACCACAAUGGUGCUUCUUCAUCACCUCCUCCACACCCCAACACUCCUCUGACAGGACCAAUGGGCAGAGGAGGUCCCAUCCAGAGCCCACCGCUCAGCACUGGCGGGGUGCUCCAGUAUGCAGACGGACCCCCGAGGAUUCUUCCGGAAGAGGGACAGGAUCGCCAAGGAGGUGAAUCUGACACGGAGCCCCAGGACAGUGAACUGCGUAGGAGAAUCUUCUUCUCUUCUUCCUCCUCUUCAUCCUCGUCUUCCUCUUCGUCAGGCAGUGGAGGCAGCACGGCCGGAGGAUCACGCCUCCACCAUCACACUGGCAACAAGCAGGGAUACCACAGUAACCAUGGAAACCACCACCACCAGUCUCCCGGCACACAGCACACUCAGACGCCCACGCAUAUUUCGUCAUCGCACUCCUCUCAUGGCCUCGGCUCUCAAGAGGGACGUAAGCGGGGGAGAAGGAAACGCAGCUCUACGGUGGCUGUCAAUGCCAGCGGAUCCCCAAAGAGGAGGUCGUUCCCCGGGCUCAGCUCCAACAACCACUCCUCAGGAUCGCCACUCAACAUCAACUCCAUGGUGAACAACAUCAACCAGCCACUGGAGAUCUCUGCCAUCUCCUCCCCAGAACAAUCAAGCCGCAGCCCCAGCGGGCCUGACCUGGACCAGCCUCCCAUCUUAAAGAGAGAGCGCCCCCUGGAGCUCAAUGGCACAGGUCGUUACUCCUCGGCCCCCAGCUCUGAUGACGAGGACUCAGGAUACCCUGCCGACAGCUCCAGCUCGCGAAUUGAAAGAAAAAUUGCCACUAUAUCCUUGGAGAGCAGAGAUGGACCUGGCAGACUCGGGGAUGGUGAAAGAGUCAGGAAGUCUGGUAGCAGCAGUGGUAACAGCACAGGCAGCGAGGCCUCCUCUUCGUCCUCUUUGUCCUCCACCAGCAAGUGGAAAUCCACCUUUUCUCCCAUCUCUGACCCCAAGCAGCCCAACUCUGACCUAAGACAGGGAGGCUCUCCGUUCGGCAUGGGUGGGUCGAGCCGGGGCACGGACUCAGAUUCUGACCACAAGCAACAGCAUCAGCAGGUGAGGAAAGGAAGUGACGGAGAGUCGUCCAGCUACAUGAACCCCAACCCCUUCCUCAGUCAGGAGGCAGGGCCCCGGGGUGGAGGUGGCAGUGGUGGUGGUGGUACCCAGGGCGGCAGCGGCUCAGACCAACGCCAGGCCCUCCAGAAACAAAAGGCCCCUCGGGACUGGGAGCUGAAGACGAGCAGUAGCCUGGCCAGUCAGAACCUCUUCAUAUCUGCUGCAGCCAACAGCGGAGCGGGUAUUCUGAGUGGGAAGGUGGGGGGCAGUCCUGUAGCAGUUUCCUCGACCACAGGAUCCUCUGUGGGACAGUACCUGGGGUCUCAGUUCCCGCUCGGAGGGACCUCAGUCUUACAAUCGUUGUUCGGGGCCCAGACAGGCGGAUCCACGGUGAGUGGGACUCCGAGGCUUGUCAACGGACACUCUGCCCUGGGAAGCUUCUCCAGUGCUGGGCUGGCAGGGGGAGCGGCUGGAGGUAAUUGUUGAAAACUACCUCAAAAUUAAAUAAACUAUGCAAAUGUCCAGGUGUGGACCAAGGCACUCUCCUCACUCACUGGUGCUUCGUAACGUCUGCACUACCCAACCGCCUCCAAGACCGGCUUCUGUACUGGGAUCUCUGAGACUCACACACACACAGACACACAGACACACACACACACACACACACACACUAACCACCACUAUGGUCACCUUGAGCAGAAUUCAUAGGUACUGGUCAUGUUUCUGUGUAGAGUGUGAAAAUGUACUGGCUGCUGCUCAGCAUUGAAUGAACUUAAUUAUCAAGAUGUCUGGUUUAAAUUAAAGGUGCUCAGUAGUUUGACCGUGUGUCUCUUUGUCUUAGUCACUAUUAUAGCAACUAGCAAAAUAAUCUGAAUGAUUUAAUGUAACUUGUAAGAACAGAUUGAAGCACAUAGUCCACCUUUUUCUGAAUCUCAUCACGUGUCAGGCUCCCUCCAAAGUUUCACCUCAUACGAGUGCAUGUGUCUACACACUCGAAACACACACACACAGACCAGUUCAUUGAACUCUGCUCGGAUGUCAUGCAGUUUCGCCUCUCUGCAUGUAUGCUCUCUUAUCUCUGCUCUCUUCCUUCUCUUAAAUUCAAUAUUUGUUGCGACAUAUUAGAGUAUGAGUCAAGAUGAGGAACUUAGUAUUUUGGUCUAACUUCACACUGGAUAUUAAGAUACAGUUACUCAUGUAGCAGAAGAUGUGCUAUUCCUGGCCGGCUUGUUGACGCCCUUCAAAUUGUUCAUGUUGGUGAUUUACAAUAUUUUCAUGUUUAACUAAAUGAAACAUGCCUUACUUCUUGUUAAAGGGAUAGUUUGGAUUUUUUAAGUGGGGUUGAGUGAGCUACUUACCCAUAGUCGGUGUAUUAUCUACAGUAGAUGUUGGUUGGCACGCCCUUAGUUUGGAGAAGCAGACAGGAGCACUGCCACAGAAACUAAGCAAUGUACUUCUGUGGAUGGUGGCAGCAGCAAAACUUUUCAAGCUACCUAAAAAAAUCAAGAUCACUGAAAGUUCAUAUUAUAUUCAGGGUAUUUUAAUGGCUUUACCUUGCUGUCAGACAGCCAUUUCCAACAAGUAAAUGAAGCCAUUAUUGCUGCUCUAUUCAAAGAUUCCUUUUGACAAAAACAGUAAUUUUACCUCACAGACCUCGGAAGCUGCUGGUCUACAGCUGCAUCAAUCAGGUAGUUUGCUUGAGUGAUUGUGGUUCCCAGUGACUCACAAACGUGUCAAGUUGGAAAAAACACUAUUUUCAAGUACAAUGAAUUUCCAGCAUAGAGCAUUCAUUUUGAAGUGCCGUUUCCUGCUGUAGAUUGAGUGAGUGACGGACAGCAUCUUGACAGAGACAGCAAACUAGCUUGACGACAUGGACAAACACAAGUAUGAUGCUGAAUAUUUUUUGUGGACCUUGAACUAAUGACUAAGGAGAAGGCUGGACCAGUUGGGAACCACGGUUUUAAAGGGUUUGUUGAGAGUCACCGAAGUCACACAUUAACACAAACAGAGUGAUCGAGACAGCAGUAGACCAGCAACUCCUGUGUUCUGCGAGGUAAAAUUAGUGUUUUUGUGAAAGGAGAGUGGUGGCUUUGAAGAGAGCAGAGACAACGGCUUUAGUUAACCAUCGAAGAGGGCCGUCUGAGGACAAGGUAAAGCAGUGGAAAUAUAGUGAACGCCAGUGUUUCUCAAAUGGUGUGCUGUGGCGCGCAGUGUGACGUGAUGCUAAUCCAGGUGUGCCAUGGGAUUUUGUGAUAACCUCACAUUAUUUUUGUAAUAUUCCACUGGGCCUUUUUAAGAAGUUAUGAAUGAAUUUUAAUCAGCUAUUUCAGUAUGUUGUACACAGCCGUUCCCCAAUAAAGAGGCAAACUGUAGCAAAAAAAUGUAAUUUAAUUUAAUUUCACCUCACCUAACCGUCACAGGGAACCUCUUUGUCACUGUUUGUUCAUUGGUUUGGUGUGGUAAUUUUAAGUGUGUGAUAUAUCAGAAGCCCUGAAUGUCAGCCAGUGUGAGGGAUGAUAACAAUUAAAAGGCUUUAUUGUGCAAAGAAAAUUACAACAAAGCCCCGGCAAAGAUGACCUACCACCAAAAGAAAAGAAAAAGUAGACAAUAUCACGAAAGCUACUUGUCUUCUUUUUUCUGUAUUUAUUGUCUUAUGUCGUGAUAAGAGUGGUAACACAGGUUAUAGAAGCUAUUGUGCACAGAUAUGAAUACAGAUAGGCCUUGAGAUUUUGGCUUGCGCUUUAACUGAUGUAGAUUUUUUUUAGGCGGCUUAAGUACGUUUUGCUGCUGCCCCCAUCCACAGCAAUACAUUGCUUCGUUUUUGUGGCGGUACUCCUGUCUGCUUCUCCAAACUUAGGGUGUAUCAUUUGGCUUCUACUGUGUGAAAGACGCUGACUGUGGAUAUGUACCUCAUACAGCCCCACUUCAAAACAUCUGAACUAUGCGUUGAGUCUCUCAACUGAAAAGCAAAGUGGUACCACAAUCAGAAAAUGGUUCUGGUUGUGUCUUUUUAACUGGAGCAAAACCAGUUAAAGUCACAUUAUAAGUGAUGAAUAUAGUUUUUCUAAUAUCAGAUAUUAAACAUAUCAGUUAAGGUUCUUUGUUUACGUCAAAAAUGAUAUUUUCAGUGUUUUGUGACAAUAAUCAGGUGGAUUUAACGUUCUCUAAAUGAACUGAAGAACAUCAGUGUGUUUUAAAGUCUGAACACAACAAUGAUCUGAUUUCAGACUAAUUUGAGAAUACGGUGAAUCAGCAACAUUUCAGCAGGUGCCAAUGACGCCGAGCCGAGUGCAAUUUCAUUUGUUCAAAGGAGCCCAUGAAAUUCAUAAUGAGAUGGUGCUAUGUCGACAUUGUCAGCCGCUUUGUGUAUUUAUUAACAUUUCCUUCUUCCGUCAUUUUGCUAAAUCACACUACCAUGUGGGAACGCAGCUGAAAUACCCUUUACAGCAGGAAUUUUUAACUCUUCUUAAACUAAACGUAUUUAUGUCUGCUGUCGGGACACACAGGUGUAAGCAAAUACAAUGUGGACACAUGUAUGUGGGACUACACUGCAUACAGUCAGUACAAACACACGCACACACUCAUGCAUGCAACUCCUCCUCACACACUGAGAAAUCAAUGAACCAUAACCACAACAAACUACUGGACUCUCUUCACACCUUUUUGUUUGCUUUUUUUUUUUAAAAUUGUGUAAUUUGUUUUUUGUAAACAAUGUCUGUACUGUGAAUGUGAUUCAUUCUCCGACUGUAUAGUUGUGUAUAAUUUAGAUUAUUAUAUUUAUGCUGUCAGUGUCUCCAUUUGCCUUGGUAUUUGUUUUUCUCUUUUGUUUUUUAAUCCUGAAAUGUGUUGACAUUGUAGAAUGCAAUAGCGUGUGUACUUGACUCACAGUCUGAAAACAAUGGUGCUAACUUUGGACUGUACCUGAUCUUAUUUAUUCUGUCGUGAAAACAUCACAAACAAAUGGAAUACUUGGUGCUGUACACAGGGACAUUUGUAAAAGCCAUUUUCUGGCGUUUCCUUUCUCAUAUUUAAUAUGCUAUUGUCUGGUUCUCUGAAUGCCUCGUGUACAACUGUGGGCACCACCCUUCGAUAAAACUACUCUGCAACAGCUGGCUCAGAGGUGCGAGGAACUCUGUUUCUCACGCCGUGGUUUAAAACAGAAGUCGGCUGCUUAUCUGUUAGUGAACAAGACACACUGUUUUUGUAUAUAAGUUUUUGUUUUUCCUUGUAUGUCUCUCCAUCAUAAACAGAAAGGUAUAUAAAAUAUGUAUCUAUACAGUCUAUAUAUAUGAGUAUAUAUAUAUAUAUAUAUAAGUAUAUAUAUAUAAGUGAAUAGAGGCGCUGGCAUUGUGACCUUAACUCAACCUGUUAAACAGGAGACUUGAAGCCAAGGAGAGUGAAGCAUUGCCACCACAGGACCUUAACAGAUGGUGCCUAACAACAUGGCGGCACAACAGCACCUGGAUCCUCGUGACACACCACAAAGCUGUGUGUAUUUUAACACAGACAGACAACGGUGCUGUGGCUUGAACAGAUUCCAGCACUAGAACUGUCUUCACUUUUAUCAGAUGUUUUCUUUUGUUUAUUUUUAUUUUGUACCAACCCAGAUCCUGCAGGAAAAAAUGGUGCUUCUGUUUCCAAACAAUGGCAAUUCAGAUCUUACAAACAGAAAUCUUCACUGGUGCAUACAGAACUACGUGUCAACCUCUUACACACACUGUCUGUCUUUAGCUGUCUCACAGACAAGGCCCUACCUUGUAAUGUGAGCGCGUCGUGUCACUGCAGAGACACGCUGACGUAGAGCUCUUGUGUUAGGAUGUGUGUGUGCAUCACUUUUGACGGGAGUGAGAGCAGCCAAGCUUCCUUUUUUUCUCAGAUAGUGGGAAUACACGUAAGCUCAGUUUGUGUGUGUGUGUGUGUGCUUUUUCCUACUUGCCGGUGCAUAUCUUAAGGGAAGAUUAGACUAAUAAUCAAAGCUUUAUUGUAAACUCCUGUCCUGUGCACUCUCACAUGUGUGUCUCACCUGUGAGUGUUGACGUGAAAAGAAGAAAAGUCAUUUUAGAUCAUAAUUAGAGACUAUAGUCUAUUUGUUACCAGCACUGAGAGGUCUUUUGUAAUUAUUGUUGAUGCUGUUUUGAUUUUCUUAUUCUUGGUGUUUGAUACAAUUGCAGUUACAUGUUAUGCUUUUAAUGGUGUCUUCAGAUUCCUGUCGGUUUUUAAUACUACUAGUCAGACAGACAGCACGGUGCUAUCCUUCACUUAAAACAAGGAAAUUGCAGCUAUUGAUAAAUACUACUCUUCUCCUGUUGUGCUGCAGGGUUUUAUGGUUUAAUAAUCUUCAACACGAGCUUGCCUGGCGGCUUUCUGACGGUCCGGUUUAACCUACGGAAAUUUCUCUAACCUGGAGUUGCUGUGCGGUGUGUAUGUGUCAGUGAGAAUAGCUCAUGGGAAUGACAAAACAUUAACGAUCAUUGCAGAUUUCAACCAGUUUUGUAGCUACUUAUGUAAUCAGUCAAAGGGAUGAGGUGCUGUUAUUCAAGUCCUUUGGCGUACGAGCGUGAUUUGAAUCAAAGCUUCUAUGCAGUUCUCCGUCAACGUCCAUCCUGGUACAUUAUUAAUAAUCUGUGAGAGCUUUGCAGUCGAGGCCGUUUACUCUAAAUCCUGCCAAAGGUCUUAACUCAGGAACUUCCCAGAUGGCUUGAAACGAUGUAAACAAUUUUCUUAAAACUACUGCAUGUCACAGAUUUAUUCACCAUCGUGUGACAUCAUGAAGUCCCUUUCUAACCCAGCUCAGGACCCAGACCACCUCUCAGCAAGUGAGGUCAAAUUAAAAAGUCUCACAUUCUCGCUGUCACAUACACCCGGGCGUCUCCAGUGGAAUCCAGCUUUAUGAAGCUUUACGAGUCCAGAAGCUGUGAAAUGGCUACAACUUUCAGCAUCUUCCUCAUCUCACAAAUGCCUCUGUCUAGAUUUGUGUCUCCAAAAGAAAGAGGUUCACUGUCCUCUGUUUGGGGGAGUCUCCCCACACACAGGACACGUGUGACCUGCAGUAUGUGUACAGUGAUCUCUGAUCGGUGAAGCCAGGGCAGGUUUGAGGUGCAAUAACGGCAAACCUACUUUCCAAAAAGCCCUGGGUUUUCAUGAAUUGUUACUGUUCGGUGUUGGUGCUUUUAUCCUAAGAUGUUAUAAUGAAACAAAUGGAAUUCAUGUUUUUCCCCCCUGCGUUUUAUGAUUAUUAAUAAAAAUGUUUCAUAUAAUAUUUGAAUUAA
Epinephelus fuscoguttatus (brown-marbled grouper) is the source of this 10318-nucleotide messenger RNA. RefSeq names its product DOT1-like histone H3K79 methyltransferase (gene dot1l). Lineage: Eukaryota; Metazoa; Chordata; Actinopteri; Perciformes; Serranidae. Gene Ontology annotation, biological process: DNA damage checkpoint signaling; DNA repair; regulation of transcription regulatory region DNA binding. Bases 321 to 4535 code for a protein of 1404 amino acids. Gene Ontology annotation, cellular component: nucleus. The record is from RefSeq and is a predicted model, not a curated record. The transcript is spliced from 28 exons. Gene Ontology annotation, molecular function: histone H3K79 methyltransferase activity.